UUCAACGCUCAUUGGUUAGAUUUGCGGAAAGCUUUAUGGGAUAUUUUGAGUGUAGUUUUUUCUUGUCGUUUAGGGGUGUGUUAAUACACAUUUAAAACUACACUUCCCAUAUUUCAUUUACAAUAUUUUCUGUCAAGCCGAGAAGGUCACACGCGUGCUUUUGAAUGUAGGAGCUAAUGUCUAACAACCCGUAGGAAAGAAACGUGUGGCAGCAAAUACAGACUUUAUGCAAUUCAGUAAGGUUGGCAAAAAAAAAAAUUAUGUUAAAACUUUCGGUUUUAUAAAAUGCUGCAUCUAAUUAGAUAAGGAGCAACGGCCACAAAUAGCGUGUCGAGUAAGUUCUCAGCUAGCUCUCCUUAAAAACAUCACAGCUCACUUUAGUACCAAAAUGUUACGGAGCUUUGUUAGACUUCACAGUCGUUUUGGAAACCCCCUUUUAUUUAGUAAAGUGUGUCCUAGAAGUCAGCAGUCCCACUUUUCAUUGAAAUAUUCAACAGCAGCAGCAGUAGAGAGAAAACGGUUUUAUCGAGAUGUCAGUAUAUCCCAGUGUGAUGGUGGUUUGUAUGAAAUAAACCUAGAUCGACGGAAACUAAAAACUCCUGGUGGAAAGCUGUUCACAGUACCAAAUGAAGCUCUGGCAAUUGGUGUGGCAACUGAGUGGGAUGCUCAAUGUGACACACUCAAGUUUUACACGAUGCAUCUGACUACACUUUGCAACACAGCCCUGGACAAUCCCACCCAACGCACUAAGGACCAAAUGAUCAACGCUUCUCUGAAGUUUCUGGAAACUGACACUGUCUGUUACAGAGUAGAUGAGCCCCAUGGUUUGGUUGAUCUUCAAAAAAAUGAAUGGGAUCCUGUUCUACACUGGAUCGAGAACAGAUAUAAUGUCACUAUUGGCUCAUCAUCCAGUAUUAUGGGUCCUGAGAUUCCAGAAGCAACCAAAGACACUUUCCGACAACAUCUCAAGUCUUACAACUUUUGGUCACUAACGGGAUUGGAAUUUGUGAUUACACAACUGAAGUCUAUUGUACUGUCAUUGGGGAUGAUUGACAGACAUCUGUCUGUAGAAAAGGCUGUGUUGCUCUCCAGGCUGGAGGAGGAAUACCAGAUCCGGCAAUGGGGAAAUGUGGAGUGGGCCCAUGACUACGAUAUGUAUGAGCUGAGGGCACGGACUGCUGCUGGAGCCCUUUUUGUUCAGCUCUCAUCUGAGAGUUCAACUGUCAAACACAAACUAAUGCAGGACUGAAAAUAAUAAGGACCCUGAAGCAGAAUCGGGUUAAACAUUCUACAUGAAACUAAAAAUGUUCCACAGUCCUCACCAAGUCCAUGCUUCUUUAUCUCCUCAUACAAACACAACUCCAUCAUGUUCUUCUAGCGCUGACAGCUGCUCCGUUUGUGAUCUGUUACAGAGUCAUCUCACUGUAGUAAAACACACUGGCAGCCCUUUUUGCAGUGUUUAUAUGUGGCAGCUGCCAAAUGUGGCACCACACUGAUCUUCCAGUCAGUUCUCAGUCAUCUGUGACAUUUUGGACACUGUGCAUGGUUUUAGGAGAAUGAUGACUAAUGUUGUCUGUUUGGUGCUGGAAUGUUACCUCCAUUCCUGGUUUAUUUUUGUUCGCUACACUCAAUGCAAAGCACAUAUGCUGUCUAGUAGCAUAGAUCAUUAAUAUUAGCUGUGCUCUUUGUGUAGUGUUUGCUAAAGGUAUGUACUAUGUCAGAACAGUCUGUUAACUUCAGUGAGACAUUCUGCUAUCAAAUUACUUUUCUGUUAUUUACACUGUAUGACUGCCAUUUUCAGUAUGGUAAUGAGCUAAAAAAAAAAAAAAGUGAUAGGAAAAGACUGAUUUGUGUGAUGGAGUUUUACAGUGUAGAAAUAUCUAAAUUGAUUGCAUUCUCAUUCAGUGGCUCUUUCUAUGUACACAAACUUUUCCUGUCAAAUGAGGCAAACAAUAAAAAAUGCCGUUAUACUGA
Sphaeramia orbicularis (orbiculate cardinalfish) is the source of this 1974-nucleotide messenger RNA. It is a transcript of the gene atpaf2, whose product is annotated as ATP synthase mitochondrial F1 complex assembly factor 2. The record is from RefSeq and is a predicted model, not a curated record. The coding region runs from base 389 to 1249 and encodes 286 amino acids. Gene Ontology annotation, cellular component: mitochondrion. The transcript is spliced from 8 exons. Lineage: Eukaryota; Metazoa; Chordata; Actinopteri; Kurtiformes; Apogonidae. Gene Ontology annotation, biological process: mitochondrial proton-transporting ATP synthase complex assembly.